Molecule: messenger RNA, 1473 nt
Organism: Periconia digitata
Lineage: Eukaryota; Fungi; Ascomycota; Dothideomycetes; Pleosporales; Periconiaceae
Source: the annotation of a GenBank genome assembly
GGAGCACAAAACAUCGUGAUCCCGCGAUCCAAUCCGUCCAAUAUGCAAUCAGCAUCCGGGAAGGCAUUAGCUAAGAACUCAGACUUAUACUGGGCGCGCGUAGAUGCAUCAACGUCUUGCUUUGAAGAUGAGUCUGCGUGCUCGAACCCUAUAGAAAUUCUCGACGUGCCAAUACAGCAACCCCAUUUUACAGCUCAGGAUCACCAGCAGGCUGAAGCGCCGCGGCGGCUUUCAGCCUUGAGUGCUCUGCGGGGACAUCUUGGCGACCCGACAAAGUGGGCCUGGAAGUAUCGAUUAAUAUCGAUUUGUCAAAGGAACUCUUGGUCAAAACUGCAUAUAUCCAAGCAAAUGCUGAGGAGGGUAGUAGAACACCAUCGAGUGGAUCCUGCGUUCCUGGAGGUUCCUCUCUCUUUUUUCGACCGCUCAACAGAUGAAGAGCUAUCUUAUACCGUGCCAUGGACGUUGCAAGAAGAUGUAGACAGUUUCGAAGUUUUCUACACAUUUCGUCACGCUGAAUACAAGGGUCAUCCUAAUGAGCCUUAUGUCAUUCGCCAAACUGGCGUUUACCAGAAAUACAACAUGAAGGAGAAGUCUUCAUUGUGGAUUCUUAUAAAUCCAGUCCCGGAAUCGGCGGCCCAUCGUCGGAUAGUUGACGCAUUUCUCCAUCACCAGGAAGAAAUGGAUCAGAACCCAUUAUGGCUUCAUUACGUUAUACAAGCUUCAUAUUUCCCCCGUUGGCGAGAAUAUCUGGCCAUUUACGAGAAAGCCUUGCUUCCACUAGCCGACACAACAGCAGCAGCGUUCAUUGCCGAGCCAUUACGGGUCAAUCAUGGGACUCUCAGCAGAUUGCGCUCACUGGAAAGUCGCUUCAUGCCAACGUCGGCGAUCUUACAGAGCUUCUCAGACAUCUUAUCGGAACUUGGUGCACUCGCAGAGAGGCUCACGUUACGCGAUCUGAUGGAGGAGAAUGGAAAUAGACUCUUCGUUACCGCCAUCAGCAACUAUCGCAAGCAAGCAUUAAAUUUCAUCCGCACGGCCCAGUUUCUUCAACAACGUAGCAACACCACCGCGAUUCUCGUUUCAGACACUGUCGCGUUUAAGAACCAAGAAGUAUCCCAAGAGCAGAAUAGAAACAUGCUCCUUCUCACCCGUUCGGCAGUUUUCCUUACUGUCCUUACUCUUUUCUACCUUCCGUGGACAUUCAUGAGCGGGUUGUUUGGAAUGAACUUUUUUAUGAUGGAUCAGGAUACGUACAGAUUUGUGACUUCACCAAAAUUGUGGAUCUAUUUUGUCUCGGCUGUAACACUUACUCUCUGUACCAUGAUUUUGUACUAUGUAGUGGCUGGGUUUCCGCAGCUGAACACAGGACGGCCCCGUCUAGCUGGCAACAAGGCGGACAUGGGAAACAAUGGCUUGAAACGCGGUCUUACUGAUCUAGAGAAGAGUGUUCAAGAUGGCAAAAAGUGGUCUUAG